GGGACAGCAAUCGGACGGGUCAGGGAAAGAAUGAAAGGGAAUAGAAAUGAGAUGCCUGAAAGUACCUUCUGUACAGUGCUGUACGAUUUAUAUUUACAUAGCGCUUACAUUUUAUUUUCUACUCUACAUAACUGCAGAUAUUAUUCUUAUUUUUCAGAUGUAAACAUUGAGACUCAGCAGUUAAAUGAGUUAUUAUUUGUUCACAGCCAUACAGCAAAUUCGAGCCAUCAGACACCACUGACAAAGAAUUUGGGAAGAGAGGGAAGAGUGAGCUGGGAAGAAAAUGAGGGAUAAGAAAGGAAGGAGGCUGGGGAAUGAAGAUCUAAGGGAUCAGGGAUAGGGCAAGGCUUAGAGUGAUAGGCUGAGAUAGAAGGUGCUCCAGGUUUGUUAGAAGGGAUUGCUCAGAGUGAAAGGAGAAGCAAAGCAAAGGUGCUGCAAGGAAUUUUAGAGGACGUGUAACAGGGUGGUCCCCAGAAAGGGGGGAGGUUCCAGGGUCCUGCCCCACCCAAGGGAGGGUGGAGCUGAGCAGGGAGAGAAGGUGCAGAAGGAACUGAGAAGGAAGGAAGCAGGAUGGAGCCAGAAGGAGACCUGGAGGAGGUACAUGGAGCAGAGAGACACGUGAAGAAAUUGCGCUUGCCUUUUGGUCCUGGACUGGUUGAAACAGGGAUUUUGUAUUGGAAGACAUGGAUCUUGCUGCCAAUGAGCUCAGCAUUUAUGACAAACUUUCAGAGACUGUUGAUUUAGUGAGACAGACAGGCCAUCAGUGUGGCAUGUCAGAGAAAGCAAUUGAAAAAUUUAUCAGACAGCUCCUGGAAAAGAAUGAACCUCAGAGGGGGCCGCCUCAGUAUCCUCUCCUUAUAGCCAUAUACAAGGUCCUGGUAACGCUGGGGUUAAUCUUGCUCACUGCCUACUUUGUAAUUCAACCUUUCAGCCCAUUACCACCAGAACCAGGGCUUUCUGGAGCUCACACCUGGCGCUCACUCAUCCAUCACAUCCGGCUAAUGUCCUUGCCCAUUACCAAGAAGUAUAUGCCAGAAAAUAAUGGCAUUGCUCUGCAUGGGGGUGAUGAAGACAGACCCUUUCCAGACUUCGACCCCUGGUGGACAAACAACUGUGAGCAGAAUGAAUCAGACCCCAUCUCUGCCAACUGCACUGGCUGUACCCAGAAGUUACCCCUGAAGGUAAUGCUCCUGGAAGAUACCCCGAAGAAAUUUGAGAGACUCCAUCCUCUGGUGAUCAAGACGGGACAGCCCCUGCUGUCCGAGGCGCUUCAGCACUUUUUAUGCCAGUACCCUGAGGUGACAGAAGGCUUCACCGAAGGGCUUUUCACCAAAUGGUGGCGCUGCUUUCCUGAACGGUGGUUCCCCUUUCCUUAUCCAUGGAGAAGACCUCUAAACAGAUCACAAAUUUUACGUGAACUUUUUCCUCUUUUCACCUACCUGCCAUUUCCAAAAGAUGCUUCCUUGAAAAAGUGCUUCCUUCUUCAACCAGAACCUAUUGUGGGGAGUAAGAUGCAUAGGAUGCAUGAUCUGUUCGCUGUCGGCAGUGGCGAGGCCAUGUUGCAGCUCAUCCCUUCCUUCCAGUGUCGAAGACACUGCCAGUCCAUGGCGAUGCCACUAGAACCAGGGGAUAUUGGCUAUGCCGGUGCCACCCACUGGAAGGUCUACGUUGUAGCCAGAGGAGCCCAGCCUUUGGUCAUCUGUGAUGGAACCACCGUCUCAGAGCUGUAGGGAACAGAACUAUAUAGAGGAACAUCUCUGAGUGCUGAAGACCAGGUUGAAAGGGGGAAAUAAAAACCAAAACAAUGAAA
Talpa occidentalis (Iberian mole) is the source of this 1810-nucleotide messenger RNA. It is a transcript of the gene CUNH6orf89, whose product is annotated as chromosome unknown C6orf89 homolog. The record is from RefSeq and is a predicted model, not a curated record. Gene Ontology annotation, cellular component: nucleolus; Golgi membrane. Bases 684 to 1730 code for a protein of 348 amino acids. The transcript is spliced from 8 exons. Lineage: Eukaryota; Metazoa; Chordata; Mammalia; Eulipotyphla; Talpidae.